AUGAACGGUUCGGUAAUAAAGUGCGAAGUGUGUCAUAAAACUUUUCCGGAUAUUAGCAGAUUAAAACUACACGCCAUUACUCACUCAAACGAAAGGCCAUUUAAAUGUGAAAUUUGUGGAAAAUCAUUCAAAACCAAAGUCAGCUUGAAACAACAUAUAGCAGUUCAUGAAAAUGUGUCUUUCGAGUGUUCGGUUUGUAAUAAAACUAUUCGCCAAAGAAAUAAUCUGUAUAAACACAUGAAGAAUGUCCAUGAUCUUGUAGGCAAUCAACUGGACACAGCUAUGGAAAAAUCAAUAAAUAAGAAAGCUUCUGAAGUGGAAAUUAUUUGGGUUGAAAAUCCACAACCACAACUCCAUAAUAAUUUAUCUAUCAUACGGAUGUUGGCUAUGGAUUCGGAAGGGCCAUUGUCGAAAAUCGCUAAAAUUGAGAAUUGUUCUCAACCAAUCAAGCGUGUGGGUUUGAAUGAUUCUCAACCAUUUUCAACGCUUCUGGAUGCAAUUAAACUGGAAGAGUACGAGAAUCAAUUGGUUCAAGAGGCAUCAGAAUCAACGCUUCUGGAGGAUCAGAAUCUAUUUCCGGCAGCAGAAGUAUCCACGUCGAAGUCUGUUAUGGGAAACCAUGAGUCACAGAUUCCACAACAGGAAUUCUCUGAAGCUAGUCAAAAAUUCCAAGCUACGCACUUCCAAAAUCCUCAGCCAUCCAAUUUCGAUGAGGACUCUCGUCAGAUCUCCCAUCAAAUUAUGCGAGUCGCUGUCAACUCAACGAAAGAUCGUCAAGACUGUUUCAGACAACUGUUGUUUGCAACGGUGUUUGCAUUUGAGAGCUCUCCGACCUGCACCAACGUUGAAGAAUUCUUCCGAAUGAUGGGCGAACGAUACGCGAAGAAGUGA
Molecule: messenger RNA, 891 nt
Organism: Caenorhabditis remanei
Lineage: Eukaryota; Metazoa; Nematoda; Chromadorea; Rhabditida; Rhabditidae
Exons: 3
Coding region: 1-891 (296 amino acids)
Cellular component (GO): nucleus
Source: RefSeq, a predicted model, not a curated record